CGUUAGUGGCAAUUGGAUCUAUAUUCAAUUUUGUGGAAAUCACCCUAAUUUUACGUCGAAAUAUCUUACCAGUCUGUAGAUGAGACAUCUUGCUGCUUACCUGAUGCUGAUGAUCGGUGGAAAUGAGAAGCCCACUGCUGAGAACAUUAAGUCCGUUUUGGAAGCUGUUGGUGCUGAGGCCGAUGACGAGAAGAUUGAGAAGCUCCUGGCCGAUCUCGAUGGAAAGAACGUCGAGGAACUGAUCAAGGCUGGACUUGAUAAGCUCGUUUCUAUUCCUACCGGAGGUGCUGCUGCUCCCGCUGCUGGAGCUGCUGCCCCUGCUGCUGAGGAGAAGAAGGAAGAGGCUAAGGAGGAAGAAGAGGAGGAAGAGGAAGAUAUUGAUAUGAGCGGAGGCGGUCUCUUCGGUGAUGAUGACGACGACUGGUAAACAUACAGCCUCAAAGUUGUUUCCUCUUAAGUCAAAUCAGUU
This is a messenger RNA of Blastocystis hominis, 469 nucleotides long. RefSeq lists its product as hypothetical. Lineage: Eukaryota; Bigyra; Opalinata; Blastocystidae. Gene Ontology annotation, cellular component: ribosome; cytosolic large ribosomal subunit. The coding region runs from base 110 to 427 and encodes 105 amino acids. The transcript has 2 exons. The record is from RefSeq and is a predicted model, not a curated record. Gene Ontology annotation, biological process: cytoplasmic translational elongation. Gene Ontology annotation, molecular function: structural constituent of ribosome.